CCCGGGCCCUCACAUUACGUAACGCACACGCACAGGACGGCGCACAAACAAUGUGAUUUUAUUUUACUCCGAUUUUUUUCUACUCUUUUAGAUUUUACAAUUUAUUAGGAUUAGUGUCGUGAUAAUUUAUCUAGUAGUCGCGCGAUUUUUUUUUCUCUCCUUUUGGUGUUUAGAUUAGAAAUAUCGACAUACUUAACUGUACAGUUAACAAUUUUGACGAGACAUUAAAUACUUUCAAGUGACUUUCGCCUGGCAUUUUAAAUGAUUACCAUGAAUACAUUAAGAAGAUGAGAUCUCAGUUAAAAAGGAAACUUUUCGGCGGCCGGAAAACCGAUGGCAGAUGUCUUGAAGAAAAUUGUGAAAAUCGAUCGAUAGUUUUAGAUAAGUAAUAAGUAGUAGUUAAGAGGUCCUAAAAAUGUUCACAACGAGAAGAAUGAAGAAUGAUAACUUUGAAUUAAAAAGGAAAUCAUCGUGAAAAUUAAUGAAAAUUUUCACUCUAUUUGUUCUAAGCAUAUAGCGAUACUUCUGUAUAAAAAUGAAUGAAAGAGAUCGUGGUGAACGUGAUUACAUAGGAUUCGCGACUCUACCGGAACAGGUACAUCGCAAAUCAGUUAAAAGAGGGUUCGACUUCACACUGAUGGUUGUUGGAGAGUCGGGCCUUGGGAAAUCAACACUAAUCAACAGCCUAUUUCUAGGAGACCUUUACAAAAACAGAAAAAUUUCCGAUGUCCAAGAUAGAAUAGAAAAAACAACAACAAUCGAAAAGAAGACCAUGGAGAUCGAAGAACGUGGUGUGAAGCUGCGACUGACAAUAGUAGAUACUCCAGGGUUCGGGGAUGCUAUAAAUUGCGAGGAUUCUUGGAGAGUCUGCUCAGCGUACGUGGACGAGCAGUUCCGGCAGUACUUCACGGACGAGAGUGGUUUGAACCGACGGCAUAUGCAGGACAAUAGAGUUCAUUGCUGCUUGUAUUUUGUACCACCUUGGGCUCAUAGCUUGCGUCAAGUCGACUUGGAGAUGAUGAGACGACUGCACCGGAAGGUGAACAUCGUGGUGGUGAUAGCGAAGGCGGACUCGCUCACCACGGCGGAGGUGAAGAGACUCAAGACGCGCAUACUGAACGACUUGGACGAGCAUCAAAUACAGGUGUACCAAUUCCCGGAAUGCGACAGCGAUGAGGACGAGGAGUUCAAACAACAAGACCGGGAGUUGAAAGCGGCGGCACCGUUCGCUGUGGUGGCUUCCGACACCGUUCUGGAGGUCGGCGGCAAACGCGUGCGCGGCCGGCAGUACCCCUGGGGAAUCGUCGAUGUGGAGAACCCGCGGCACUCGGAUUUCACAAAGCUGCGCACGAUGCUGAUAUCGACGCAUAUGCAAGACCUGAAGGACGUGACGCAGGACGUGCAUUACGAAAACUUCCGUGCUCAGUGCAUUUCGCAAAUAUCGCAGCAUGCCAUGCGGGAGCGAGGGAAACUGAAAAGAGACUCUAUGGGUAACAACACCGAAGUAGUUUUCACCGACACGGAUCGCCUGUUGCUACAAAAGGAUGAGGAGAUUCGACGUAUGCAAGACAUGUUAACACAAAUGCAAGAAAAACUCAAAGCUACCGAUAAGAAACACGACAGCAUUAUCGAUGUAUAGAGAAUAGACUGCAAGAUUAGUGUUUUAAAUAAGUUUUUAAUGUUUGUCUCCUUUUCAAUCCCGGUUGAAAAAAUCUAAAUAAAGUACCUACAUAAAUAACGUCAUCGUCAUACCCCUUCCAAGUUAGCUCGCUUCUAUCUUAGUCUGCAUCAUCAGUCAUCACUUACCACCAGGUGAGACUGCAGUCAAGCGCUAACUUGUAUUUGAAUAAAAAUAAAAAAUAUAAUAAGUAGUUACCUAGCCAAGUUUUGUUAGGUUACUGAAUAACAACACAUUUUAAAAUUCAAGUUGGACGUUUUAUCGCUUUCAGCCAAGAUUGAAAUGGAGGCCUAAUAAGAUCCAAAAAUUAUGAUUAAGGUAAUAAUAUGUAGGUAUUGUAGUUUGUUAUUAAACUAGGAAUUAGAACUUAAACGCAGGUGUAGUAUAGAACCACAAAAUGUAAGCGUUAUAAAAUUUUACAGAUUUUUAAGAAUUGAAAUCUACAGUGAUGUUUUAAAAAUAAACUUACAAAGGUGGCUAAAUUUGAAAUUACACCAACAAACGUGCGUAAGUAGGUAGUGCGUAUAUUAUUAUACCCAAUCUUUGCCACUUAGGUUCAUAUAAUCGUAUGUUGAAAAUUAAAUUUUAAAAAAUCCUUUAAAAUUAUUGUGAAAAAUAAAAAUGCGUGAACCAAGCACUAUUAUUAGUUCAAUGGAACCAAGGAUAUUUAAGUACCUACCUACCUUAGAGCUUUAAUCCUUGUAAUGAUGAAAAGUUCGAGCAAAAAAUUAUUACACUAAGAAUUAUUUAUCGAAAGGUCGAGAAUAAUUUUCCCAAUAUUUCCUAAUAGUUUUAAAAUUUCUCUCACAGUGAGUAAAUCCUCCUCUGCGCACACUCCCCAGCUUUAUUAAUUGAUAUAAAUUAGUUGAUCAGGCAUUAUUUUGCUCUGAUCAGUAAUAAUUUUCAUUGAGCCCUUUGAUUUACUAACUUGAUUAAAUAAUUUUAAAUGCGCAGUACACCUCCUUAUUUCUAGCACGUAUUUAGGUAGAGGUACUUGAAACGUUAGUCAAAUUUUCGAAUAGAAAAAUAUUGUAUGGAUUAAAGUCUCACCAUAAGUAAUUUAUAAAAUUGUUAUGUAGGUAUACCUGUGUAACGAGUUAAGCUCAUAGAUAGAACUUACUUUUUAGGGUGGGAUAGGUAGGUAUAGUCUUUUUAGAGGAAAUAUAAUAUAGAUGCCAUCACUGUUUUAGAAUUUUAAAAAUUCUUAGAAAUUACCUACUGCUGUGUUGCUGCCGAUCGAUGGUUUCCGGCAUAAACCAAUACCAUCUACUUUUUAAAUACCUACUUUUUGAGUCACAUUCGUACCUACCUAAUAUGCAUAAUAUAAAAUACAUCAACGUGAAACUAUAAUUAUUUGGUAUCUGUUUACGUAGGUACCUAUACUAGUUACUACCUAUAUAAAAUUUUAGAUUUAUAGAAAAAUUUCCAUGUAAGCUCAUAAAACAAGAUUCACUUUUAUUUCCUUGAGCCUCUUAUGAUUGUUGUGGCUAAUUGAUUGAAUGAUUUUCUGCAGGGAGUAUUAUUAAAAAAGAUAGAGAUAGCGUACAACUAAAUUAGCCACAAUUACCUACGUAAAGUGAAUAAAUCCUUUUUAAAAUCCAUAUCCAUACUAAGUAAUAUAGAAAAUGCUAAAUUGUGUCUGUCUAUCUAAGCAGGUAGGUGUGUGUUUGUCUAUUUAACUAUGUGUGUUAUCUUUUUACGACUCGUGCUCUUUACCUACUGAUUUUUGCACAAAAUUCAGUAGUUAAGUAACUACAGAGAGGUUGCAUGAAAAUAAAAAAAAACCAAAAUCAUUUAUUCAAAAUA
Molecule: messenger RNA, 3484 nt
Organism: Maniola jurtina (meadow brown)
Lineage: Eukaryota; Metazoa; Arthropoda; Insecta; Lepidoptera; Nymphalidae
Gene: Septin4
Product: septin-2
Exons: 8
Coding region: 536-1639 (367 amino acids)
Biological process (GO): regulation of exocytosis; cytoskeleton-dependent cytokinesis
Cellular component (GO): cell division site; septin ring; synaptic vesicle
Molecular function (GO): GTPase activity; GTP binding; molecular adaptor activity
Source: RefSeq, a predicted model, not a curated record